GCUUCCCCUUCCCGUCCUCGUCCUCAGGGCCCUCAGUGCAGCCAUUUGCCGCAGCUGGCUACGCCCGCCUCUCACCCCAAACAGCCUCCCACUCGCCCGUUUCCUCCCGCAGACACUCGGCACGCACUUCCUCGCCGCAGGGCGCUCUCCGGGACCUGCCCUUCCAGGCGGAGGCCGUCCUGCAGCGGAGCCUCCACCUCCUCCACCUCGUGGCGGCCCGUGUGGUGAGCCCUGGGCAGUCUUUCCAGCCCCCACGCCACAGGGGAAGAGCACGGCAGCCUCCUGGCCUCUGCUCCCCAAGAAGACAGCACUCGGGGCUCCCCGCUCUUGCUCGUACCCACGCCCUCACCGGGAUGGGCUUCACGGCAGCGGCCUUCAGCACAGGCCUGGCCCUGCUCCAGGUGCAGGAAGCGGGAUAAGGCAGGGCCGCCAGGUGGGCUCACCGGGACCUGUCCUAUGGGUCUCUCCCGACACCUGACACUCCUGUGCCCUCGGCUGGAGCCGCCACGCUGCCUUGGAGAAUGAGUGGCGAUGUUCUCUAGCCGUCCCGGCAGGUCUCGGCUCCCCUGAGGCACAGCAGCUGGCCGGGGCCCAGGUCUUCACGUCCGCGAGCAGUGUGCGGUCAGCUAUGGCCGUCCAGAAACUGGUGGCCACAGCCGUGCUGGCGGCCCUCGUCUCUCUUGUCCUCAACAACGUGGCGGCCUUCACCCCCAACUGGGUGUGCCAGACGCUGGAGGAUGGCCGCAGACGCAGCGUGGGGCUGUGGAGGUCUUGCUGGCUGGCAGGCAGGGCCCGAGGUGGCCUGAGCACCGUGGCUGGAGCAGGGCUGGCCAGCCCGCGGGACUGUGAGGCGCUGGGCUGGGGCUCUGAGUCACCCGGCUUCCAGGAGUCUCGAGGCACCGUCAAACUGCAGUUCGACAUGAUGCGCGCCUGCAACCUGGCAGCCUCGGCAGCCCUCGCCGUGGGCCAGCUCACCUUCGUUCUGGGGCUGGCCGGCCUGCCCCCGGCGUCGCCCGACUCCCAGUGCUGGGAGGAGGCCAUGGCCGCUGCGUUCCAGCUGGCGAGUUUUGUGCUGGUCAUCGGGCUGGUGACCUUCUACAGGGUCGGCCCGCACACCAGCCUGUCCUGGUCCUGCUACCUGAACAUCGGUGCCUGCCUCCCGGCCGCACUGGCGGCCGCCAUGCUCAGCUGGAACGUCCUCCACAGAAGGGAGGACUGCGCGGCACCCCGUGUCAUCCUCAUCAGCCGCUCCCUGGCGGCGCGGUUCCGCCGGGGACCGGACAACGACUACGUGGAGUCCCCGUGCUGAGGGCCCUCCUGGGGCCUGACUGGGGGUCUGGAGACGGGGAAGCCGCACUCCUCCUGCGGGGUGCGGGCAGGGGUGGCCAUGCCGGCCCACACUCGGCCACUUGCUACGCUGUAAAUGCCUGCCACGCGUCCACACCACGUGCCCUCAGUCUAACAGUCCUGGUCGGCACCACACAGCUCCCAGGCAGGCCGCACUGGGGCGGAGGCCGCGAGGCUCGGUGGGGACAUGUCGAGGCACAUCUGCUCUGGGGCAGCCCGAGCAAGCGUCGCGCUGGGAGACAGAUGCUAAGGGGACCUCGGAAUAAUGCAACGUCCCUGGGGCCAGGCCGAUCUCUGGCCGUGGGGCAGGGUCGUGUCCGCAGUGCAGGCUCUGCCCCGAGUACUUAUCUAAGUUAAAAUAAACGCGAGCACUAACUGCGGAUGUUGUGUUUUCUCCAUCUUUCCUGCCGCGGGGGUGAAAAGACACAGAGCCCCAGGCCACGUGCUCCAGGUGGCCUCUGCAGACCACGGUCGUGGGCUGGUCGUCAACAGCCAGUGGGGCAGAGGCAUGACAUCGGUUGGCUUUAAGAAAACCCCUAAGAGACUGGUUCACUGCUCGCUGUUUUUUCCAAGAAUCAUCUCCACCCUCUCUUCCCCAAGGGCUGGCGGGGCUCCCGGAUGUCUGCAUGGUGCCCGCCGUGUGCCCUGACCUGCAGCUCCCAGGGCUGUGCUCCACAAGGCCUGGCCCCGUGGCACUGGGAGAUGGAGCUCCCUGGCACCACCUGCUGGAAGGAGCCUGACACUGCAGGGGGAGCCCUGGGCCUCAGACUGUCCUCCAAGUGUCUCCCAGGCUGCUUUCUGCCCCCCAGCAAGGGACGGGAUGGGUCUGGAGUUUGAGGCCCGGAUUGCUCAGAGAAUCUGUCUUUGGAGCUGGCACUUUAAAAACCUAACGCACAGAGUGACUGCCAAGACCGGAAGGCGUGUGUGGCGGGCUAUGUGUCACGCAGCCGGGUGCAAAGCAGACCGUGGUUCACAUGCAGCACACCGCCAACGGCCGUGGGCCACGUCGUCCCAUAAAGGGCCAGUACUUCCAACCAUAUGCUAAAAAUGGCUGCUCUUCAAAAGCAUGAUGGAGGGCCAAGGUUGUGGAUCCCACAGAGCGGACACACUUGAAUCCUGGAUCCGGCAGCCUGGAAAACACGCCAGGCACACAUGUGUGUGCCCCACACCCUGACAGGAUGACGGAGAAGGGACUGUGGCAUGGCCACCCCCUCGGGGUGGGGGUUCCUUUGCCGCCUGUCUCUGGCAGGUCAUGCCCUAUAGAGAACCCUAAAACAGAGAAGACAAGGAACGGAGGCCGGCCCGU
Messenger RNA from Tupaia belangeri chinensis (Chinese tree shrew), 2653 nucleotides. It is a transcript of the gene TMEM204, whose product is annotated as transmembrane protein 204. The record is from RefSeq and is a predicted model, not a curated record. Gene Ontology annotation, biological process: lymph vessel development; smooth muscle cell differentiation; regulation of vascular endothelial growth factor receptor signaling pathway. The transcript has 3 exons. The coding region runs from base 629 to 1309 and encodes 226 amino acids. Gene Ontology annotation, cellular component: plasma membrane. NCBI's taxonomy places the organism in Eukaryota, Metazoa, Chordata, Mammalia, Scandentia, Tupaiidae.